CUGCAUUUAUCUUAGGCAAUCAGACGUUCUAACCACGUGAGGCAGUCCCUAACUAGACGCACGGCGGGGAUUUGGAAAGGAUGAGCAAAUUAAGUUAGCAGCUAAACGUUAGUUGUCAUUCUCACUAACGUUAGGGAUUUGGAAACUCAUUCUUGGUUAUUACUUCAAGUGUGAAUGUAUAUCCUAUUUUUGUCUCGUGACGUUGAACCACACGCCACAGAUAAUGGUUAGCUAUGGCAAGUUGUAGUAACAUUGUUACAUGAUAACUAGAUGUAAGCUGUGUUCACUGAGAGUCUUAGUAAGACCAUAUGGCACUCUGUGCUAAUGUGCCAUAUGUUGAAUCAAGACGAGUGUUGAUUAGUGUGUGGUCUCGUCAAAAUGGGAUUAACUAGUGGUUGCCUGCUUAACUGUCUUAAUUAGCUGUUUCUUUGUUAAUAUGCCCGCCUAUUCAUAAGAGAUGGCCACUUUUGGAAUGUCACUUGACUUGGAUUAAACCUCGAAACGACUCAAGUAAUCUCUCGUCAGGUGACGCCUUUGGAAGUAAGCCAGGUCCAGAUAUCUCGAGUGGAGCGCACCGAUGGUCAGUCACACUGAGAGUAAGUUACAGUUAAAUCUGCUAUGCCAUGGAAGGUACCUAUUCAAGACCACACUCAGCAAUAUCCCAGGCGACCGAAGAAGGAGCUAGCCCCACAUGCAAUCAUGCCGAGGUACGAAAUUGUGUUUAAAGUCACACCUCAACGUUGAUCAAAUGCUCCAGGUGGUACCAAAGCGCUCAGAGAGCCCCAGCGUAACCGAGGAGACCGUCUUCAUCCCGCCGCCUGUGUCUUCGGUAGACGCAGGCACCAACACCGACCCACCAGACAAAUGCUGCGAAAGGCUGCAGAUGCUAUGGCCCCCCAGGGGCAUCAUCGCUGCCCUCAUAACCAAAGUGACCAUGGCGGGCGUUCUUUUUGGGGUGGUAUGGUCCAUCACGGUGAAGGAGUGCGAACCUGGGGGCAACCUGUUUGGCAUCGUGGUGCUCUUCAUUUGUGCGGUCAUUGCUGGCAGACUGACGGGACUCAUCCGCCUCCCUAAACUACCUCCCUUCCCUCCUCUGCUGGGCAUGCUGCUAGCAGGUAUCCUCCUCAGGAACAUCCCUGUGGUCACUGACGCCGUCAAAAUCGACAAAGACUGGUCGGCUGCACUAAGGACAAUCGCCCUCGCGGUCAUUCUGGCCAGAGCUGGGCUAGGCCUAGAUGGAUCAGCUCUGAAAAAGCUGAAGGGAGUGUGUAUGCGGGUGGGCAUCGGGCCCUGUCUGAUCGAGGCCGCUACUAUAGCUGUGGCCUCACACUUCAUCAUGGGUCUGCCCUGGGUCUGGGGCUUCAUACUGGGGUUUGUGUUGGCCGCGGUUUCCCCCGCGGUGGUAGUGCCCUCCAUGCUGUUGCUGCAGAAGGACGGCUACGGCGUGGAGCAGGGCAUACCCACCCUCCUCAUGGCUGCUGGCAGCUUCGAUGACAUCCUGGCCAUCACCGGCUUCACCACUUGCCUGGGCAUGGUGUCAGCUACAGGGGCCGCCUGGUUUAACCUGGUGCGGGGCGUAUUAGAGGUGUUGGGUGGUAUGGUGGUGGGAAUUCUCCUGGGCUUCUUCCUGCAGUACUUUCCCAGCAAAGACCAGAAACAAGUGGUGAUGAAGCGCUCCUUCUUGGUGCUGGGCCUGUCUGUGUUUGGUGUGUUUGGCAGUAACGUGGCCAACUUCCCUGGCUCGGGGGGCCUGUGUACACUAGUGCUGGCCUUCGUGGCAGGAGUGGGCUGGAAGGAGUCAAAGGUUCCUGUUGAGGAGAUAGUGGGAAGGGCUUGGGACAUCUUCCAGCCCCUGCUCUUUGGUCUCAUAGGAGCUGAGAUGACCUUCUCGGAACUAGAUGGCCACACUGUGGGUUUAGGUAUUGCUGCUCUUAUUAUUGCACUGGCUAUUCGUCUUCUCUUCACAUUUGUCAUGGUGAUGUGUGCCGGCUUCAAUUUCAAAGAGAAAAUAUUCAUUGCAAUAGCUUGGAUGCCCAAAGCUACAGUGCAGGCAGCUAUUGGGUCCACGGCACUGGACAUGGCUCGCAAAAAGCAGGAUGCAGAACUGGAGAAGUACGGCAUGGACGUGCUAACUGUGGCAGUACUCUCCAUCCUCAUCACGGCGCCCAUCGGAGCCAUCCUGAUCGGCCUCAUGGGACCAUACCUCCUCCAGAAGCCCAAGAACCCCUCAGCUUGGGGUCUGGGGGGUAGACAAUCAACAGACACCCCAGUCACCUAUGAGAGUGCCAUCUGAUGUGCGUAUCACUGCCACUGCACUGGACAACCAGGGAAGGGGGAGGUGUUUGGUAAUUGAAGAAGUGACCUAUAACACCAGAGGAAGAAGCAAGUGCACAUCUUGGAAAGCAAGUCCUCUUCAGGGGUUACCCGCCUGCUUUGAAUGGGGCUUUUGCUGACCUGCUGCUGGAGCGGGUGAAUCAUGUGUGUAUUUAUAGCUCUGUUAAUUACUGCUUACACUUUUCAUAAAGGGCUUAGGCACUGUCCUUCAUCCCAUGAAUCCACUGUAUACUCAUCUCUGCACCUGUCUACUAACACACACAAGACCAAAUCAAUAUUCUGUCAACAUAUGUCUGACUUUUGAAAAUCAAAUGUAAAGCUUUCGAGAUACACAGAGAGUGCAAUAUCAACACUAACAGAGUGGCAUGGUAUAUGAGCAUGGUACUUAAUACCAAAAAUGUGUUUUAUUAUUUUGUUUAAAGAUUAGGUUGUAGUGUCGAGUUAAAGUGACUUCUAAUGCAAUUAAGAUUAUAUGAAAAUAGCUGAAGCGAUUGGUGAAGUGAACAGUGGACACAUUACAUUUUAGAAGCCAGUAUUUAUAAAUAUAAAAAAAAAUAGGGAAAAUAGCCAUUUUGUCCAAUUAUGCUUUGUUUGCAACAUUUUAUGUUGAAUGGAAAGCAGAAUCUUGGUCAUGACGGAGUUUAAUUGCGGCCUUUAUGCAUUGUUGUUCAGGUAAUCAUUCUAUCAUGCAUUUUAAUAUGCAUGUUUCAUAUGUCAAUUGAGAUGUUUUUAUAUAUAUAUAUAUAUAUAUAUCUAUAUAUAUAUUUGCUCUUUUAUUGUCUUGGCAUUGAAUGUUCAUGGUUUUAUUUUACUCCUGUGGUGGUGAUAGAUUUUAAUUUAUUUUGUACCGUGAGGCUUGUCUGUCAUAAAGCUUUCAGUGUUUACAAAAACACUAUUCUACAGAAGUGUUAAAGAUUGUAAAUUUAUAGUACAAAAUAAAGUUACAUUUGAGAGAA
Molecule: messenger RNA, 3290 nt
Organism: Alosa alosa (allis shad)
Lineage: Eukaryota; Metazoa; Chordata; Actinopteri; Clupeiformes; Clupeidae
Product: sodium/hydrogen exchanger 9B2
Exons: 13
Coding region: 692-2293 (533 amino acids)
Biological process (GO): proton transmembrane transport
Cellular component (GO): membrane
Molecular function (GO): antiporter activity
Source: RefSeq, a predicted model, not a curated record